Rubroshorea leprosula is the source of this 773-nucleotide messenger RNA. The record is from the annotation of a GenBank genome assembly. Lineage: Eukaryota; Viridiplantae; Streptophyta; Magnoliopsida; Malvales; Dipterocarpaceae.
AUGCAUGCAGCAUUUCAUUAAUCCACUUCUAAAACAAGUUCUUCUUCUAUUAUUGUGGUCAUUGCCUUCGUUUUGUAAUUUGUAAUCUUGCUGCAUUUAUAUUCGAGAAAUGGAUAACAUGACUGCCUAUUUUCCAUACCCAUUGCACCAUUGCAAAAUCCUUCACUUGGUGAGGCAUGGACAAGCGAUGCACAACGUUGAAGGAGACAAGAAUCGAGAUGCUCUGCUUUCCCCUCACCUAUUUGACGCACAACUCUCUCCCCUUGGCUGCGAACAGGUUGAUCAACUCCGGAAGCAUUUUCAUGCGAGUGGACUCCUUAACAGGAUCGAUUUAGUCAUUACUUCGCCAUUAUUAAGGGGCUUCGUCCUUGUGACAGGAGGAGAAGGGUUGUGGACACGACCGGAGAAGGAGAUUGCAGUGGUAAGCCAUGGGAUAGUUUUGCAGCAAAUGCUGAACGUUCUUGGAAAUGACUGCAAUAACACCAUACGAACUACCCUAUGCAAACGAUUUGACAAUGGUGAGCUUCGCUCGGUGGUAAUCGUGGAUAAAACCGGCGGCAUGCAGUGAAGAAGGAAGUUGACAUCUGAUUAGCCAGGCUUUAGAAUUUUGUUUGUUUAUUUGUUUUUUAUCCAUAGUGAUUUCAUCCAAUUAGAAAAAAAGGAAGGAAAUAUUGAUUAAUAACACAUUGUAACCAUUCUUCUUGUUCCUUUUCUUCAUUUAAGAAUUUAAGUAAGUCAGUUUCUUUCAAUAAUAAUAAAAAGUCUCGAAUUCG